GAGGCGUGCCAUUCAAAGCUGACGUUACUUUGAUUAGUCACGGACUGCAAUGGCACUGACUUCUGCUGCUGGACUUGUUUCGCUUUUGGACGACAAGGGUUCUGAUGUCAAAGCAUUUGCUCUUAAACGUCUCUAUGAUAUGGUUGACGAGUUUUGGGCUGAAAUUUCGGAAGCAGUAAUGAAAAUUGAAAUACUGCAUGAAGACUCUAAUUUUGAAUAUAAUAAACUGGCUGCUUUACUUGUGUCCAAAGUUUAUUAUCAUCUAGCUGUAUAUGAUGAUGCACUUCACUAUGCUUUGUGUGCUGAAGAUCUUUUCGAUCUAAAUGCGAAUACCGAAUUUGUGGAAACCAUUAUUGCUAAGUGUAUUGAUAAGUACACCGCUCUUCGAACUGCUCAAGAUCAGCUUGUGGAUUCAUCAGGUUCCGUUGUAACAGAAUAUUCAGAAGACAGUACUUGGUCUGUUACCAGUCCAACAUACAAAAGACUAGAACACGUUGUCAACAAAAUGUUUGACCGUUGCUUUGAUCACAAACAGUAUAAGCAAGCCCUAGGGAUAGCUAUUGAAACUCGAAGGUUGGACAUAUUUGAGAAGGCGAUAAUUUCGUCGGAUGAUCAAGAGGGCAUGCUUCGCUAUGCUUUUCGUGUUGUGCUCACUUUAAUCGACAGUGUACGCCUAAGAAAUCGUCUUCUUAAAAUCCUAGUUUCUGUUUAUAUGAACCGAGCUCUUCCCUCCGAUGCUGUAAAUGUUUGUCAAUGCUUGGUACUAAUGGAUGACCCACAGGCCACGGCAGAUACUCUGGAACACUUGUUACUACAAUCACAAGAGGCAGCCGUAACAGCAUAUCAAAUAGGUUUUGAUUUGUAUGAAAAUGCAACCCAAAACUUUCUUCAACGUGUUUCAGCCUCUCUUGCUCGGAGCUCAAAGUUGAGUCAUAUAAUGAGCUUAAUUGAACGUGAUAAAAACUCUGCAAAAAGUUCAAAAACGCCAGAAGGUUCAGCUUGUACCACCGUUGAAACUACAGACGGUGAUAAAAAUAAAUCAGACAACAAGGAAGCAGAAGAAGCAGUGGAAACUGCAUCAGCUAGUGAAACAAACAAAGAGACUGAGAUACCUACAGAUGAACCACUGUCAGAAUUAGAUAAAGAAAUUAAAAGUCGUCUUAUGCACUUGGUCAGUAUUUUAUCAGGAGAUAAAGUAAUCGAAUUGCACCUCCAAUUUUUGAUACGAAAUAAUAAAGCUGACCUUCGACUACUUGAACGCAUACGUGAUGAGGUACGACACUCCGUGACGCAUAAUGCUACCGUUAUUGCAAAUGGUAUUAUGCAUUGUGGAACAACAUCAGAUCAGUUUUUAAGGGAUCAUUUAAAUUGGUUAGGAAAAGCUGUAAAUUGGGCUAAAUUUACUGCUACUGCUACCCUUGGGGUUAUACACAAAGGUCAUGAAAAGGAGGCUUUACGUCUUAUGUCUGCCUAUUUACCCAAAGAUGCAAGCGGUUCAUCUGGUUCCGUGUACACUGAAGGUGGUGGUUUGUUUGCUCUAGGCUUGAUUCAUGCUAAUCAUGGUGGAACGAUGACAGAAUAUUUGCUCAAUCAAUGCAAGGAGGCUACUGCAGAACCUGUCCGGCAUGGUGCAUGUUUAGGCCUUGGUUUAGCUGCUAUGGGUACCGGUAGAGAGGACGUGUAUGAUCAAAUUAAACUUAAUCUUUAUCAAGAUGAUGCAAUUACAGGUGAAGCAGCGGGUAUUGGUAUUGGUUUAGUCAUGUUAGGAACUGGGUCAACACGAGCUAUUGAAGAUCUACUUGGUUAUGCUAAAGAAACAGCACAUGAGAAGAUUAUACGUGGCGUUGCUUUAGGUAUUGCACUUGUCAUGUACGGUCGAGUUGAAGAAGCUGACGAACUUAUUGAUAAUCUAAUUAUUGAUAAUGAUCCCAUUUUACGUUGGUCUGGUAUGGCAACAAUUGCAAUGGCUUACUGUGGGACUGGUAAUAAUCAGGCAGUGAAACGUUUACUCCACGCUGCAGUCAGUGACACCAAUGAUGACGUUCGACGAUGGGCUGUUACAGCUCUUGGUUUCGUUCUAUUCAAAAAUCCCGAGCAGGUCCCAUCACUAGUGUCUUUACUCGUUGAAUCCUACCAUCCUCAUUUGCGCUAUGGUGCUGCUAUGGCUGUAGGAAUAGCCUGCGCGGGAACAGCUCUUAAAGAAGCUGUUAGUUUAUUAGAAACUUUACAUGAAGGAACAGUGCCAUUUGUUCGUCAAGGUGCCUUAAUUGCUAAUGCAAUGGUAUUAAUUCAACAGAAUGCGGUUACCUCCCCAAAGUCUGUGGAUUUCCGUCAGAAAUUGUUGAAGAUUAUCGGGGAUCGUCAUGAAGAUUUAUUGGCCAAAUUCGGUGCUAUCAUAGCAUGUGGUAUUUUAGAUGCUGGUGGAUGUAAUAUGACUAUUUCAUUACAAACACGUACGGGCAAUGCAAAUAUGGCAGCGGCUGUCGGUCUUUUAAUCUUUCAGAAUUUCUGGUUUUGGCAUCCAUUAACCAAUUUUAUCAGCCUAGCAUUUACACCAACUGCAUUAAUAGCAUUGAAUAAAGACUUGAAUAUGCCAAAGAUACAGUUUCGUUCAAAUGCUAAACCGUCGACUUUUGCUUAUCCUCAACCAUUGCAACAGGAAAAAGAAAAGAAACGAGAAAAAGUAGAGACAGCUAUUUUAAGUAUUACAGCUAAACAACGUAAAAAGGAGGCUGAUAGAAAACAACACAAAGAACAACAACAGUCGACAACCACCGGUGGAGCACAAACUCGCAAAGAUUCUCAACCUAAAGAAGUUAAGAUGGAUAUAGAUGCUCCACUAGAAACUGUCAAAGAAGAAAAACCUUCAACAUCAACUGAAACAAAGGAAGAGAAAGAACCGAAUUUUAGUCUACUAAAUAAUCCAGCUAGAGUAAUGCGUUCACAACAAAGAUACGUCACCCUUCCUGAAUCAUCUCGUUAUGUAACUUUAAAGCCAAUCAGUCAGGGUGGAAUACUGAUGGUGCAAGAUAAGAGUCCUCAAGAUGCAGAAGUUUUAGUUGAAAAUGUACUCGGACAUGGCCCUACCUUAGAACGAUCAGGAGUCGGUGGAGGAACUGGGUCGGCUAGUGGUACAAGUAGCUCUGAUCUUGCUGCUGCAUUAGGCUCUGGAUCUAAUUCUAAAACAGAGCUUAUUCAUGCAUCAACCAUUGGAGCUUAUCUUGACGAGGAUGAUGAUGACGAUGAUGAGGAAGAUGAAGAUGACGAUGAAGAUUCUUCUAGUGAUAUGCAUGAAGAAGAUGAAGAUGAUGAUGAAGAAGAGUUUGAUGUAGCUGCAGCCACUGUUUCGACUGUUGAAAUCGAAGAGUCUGACGAUCACGCCUCUAAGGGAGAUAUAGAAAUGAGUGAAAGUAGUACAGAUGUGAAACGCGACAAAGGUCGUGGAUCUACUUCAAGCCGUCGCGGCAGCAAAUCACAUGUAUCAAGCUCUGAACCAAAUCCACCAGAACCGUUUCUAUACAUAGAAGAAGGCACAACAUCGCAAGCAACAACAGUAACAGCAACAUCUAGCAUUGCUGGUAGCAGUAGUACUAGUAGUAAAUCAGACUCCACUGUAGCUACAGACACCUCUUAUACUAAUGCUAGACAAUCACCUCCAACUUCAUCCUCCGAACCAAUGGAUGUUAUAAUGGAAACUGAUAAAGAAGCAGAAAAGAAAUCAGAUUCUGAAUUGGAUAGCAAAUCAAAAGACAAUAAUGACAAAUAAAUCGAUAAUAGUUUGGUUUCAGUUUUAUGUUCAAUGCCAUGCAAACCUUUUCUUUGUCUUGUUACAAUCUCUAGUAUUACACUUCUGUACGCAUGGAAAAUCUGAAUGUAUUUUUAUUCACUUGUUCAUUUUUGACUCACUGAAUUUGUCUAUUUUUUGUCUAAAAACUGAUGUGUAAAUGUAUCAGUUUUGUUUCUCCCAAUGAUAUAUAUAUAUAUAUAUAUAUA
Schistosoma spindalis is the source of this 3993-nucleotide messenger RNA. The record is from the annotation of a GenBank genome assembly. NCBI's taxonomy places the organism in Eukaryota, Metazoa, Platyhelminthes, Trematoda, Strigeidida, Schistosomatidae.